UAAGAAGCGGGGAGAAGCAAAAUAAAUAAACAAAUAAAUAUAAAAAAGGCAGCCAGUCCGUACAGCUGACCCGCCACUGGAAGGGCAGCAGGACAAGGGGGAGCGGACAUGGGUGAAAGAUUCGUGGUAGUUCCAGUUGACGCUUCAGGGACUGGCGCCAGAGAGGCAGAGCGCUCGGACUCUAUCGUACCCGACCCGGCAUCAGACACCGGCGGCAGCGGCGGCAGCAACGGCUGCGCGGGCACAGCCGGGGCGCAGGAGCCGCUGGAGGACUCGGUGUUCGAGCCCCAGGACCCCGACGUGGCGGUGCCUAUUCUGAAGUACAGCAGGGAGCCUAAUAAGUACGGUGAUGGUGUCCCAAAGGAAAACAGUCCUUUCAUCAAUAACACGGAUCAUGAUAAAGGCAACAACUACGAUGGCACCAACAUGGCGCUGUUUGAGGAAGAGAUGGAUAGCAACCCCAUGGUGUCGUCCCUUCUCAAUAAACUGGCUAACUACACCAACCUCUCCCAGGGAGCCUUUGAGCACGAGGAGGCUGAAGAUGAGGGGCCAAAGAAGAAAGCUGUUAAGAGCCCUCAAAUGGGGACCUUCAUGGGUGUUUACCUCCCUUGCCUCCAAAACAUUCUGGGGGUCAUCCUGUUUCUGCGCCUUACGUGGAUUGUCGGCACAGCCGGCAUCUUGGARUCCCUGGUUAUUGUCGGCUUAUGCUGUUCAUGUACUAUGCUGACAGCCAUAUCCAUGAGUGCCAUUGCAACUAAUGGUGUUGUACCAGCUGGAGGCUCGUACUAUAUGAUAUCCAGAUCUUUGGGCCCAGAGUUCGGUGGAGCAGUGGGUCUGUGUUUCUACCUUGGGACGACGUUUGCUGGUUCUAUGUACAUCCUGGGUACAAUUGAGAUUCUGCUGACCUACAUUGUGCCUAAAGCAGCCAUCUUUGAGGCAGAACGAAAGGAGGAUGAAGCUGGCGCUCUCCUGAACAACAUGCGUGUUUAUGGCACGUUAUGCCUGAUACUCAUGGCAAUAGUUGUAUUCGUUGGAGUCAAAUAUGUAAACAAACUAGCACUUGUCUUCCUGGCUUGUGUGAUUCUCUCCAUUCUUGCCAUUUACGCCGGAGUCAUCAAGACCAUCUUUGACCCGCCAGAUUUUCCUGUUUGCAUGCUGGGGAAUCGCACUCUGCAGAACCAGAAUUUUGACAAGUGUCUAAAGACUGAGAUUAUAGGCAAUGAGACAGUCACGACCAAAGUUUGGAGGCUGUUCUGUGAUGGACCUGAGCUCAAUGCCACCUGUGACGAGUAUUUUGUCAACAAUAACAUAACUCUGAUACAGGGCAUCCCGGGUCUGACUAGUGGAGUCAUUUCAGAAAACAUGUGGUCCAAGUACGGCCCUCUUAAUAUGUUGGUAGAAAACAARAAGUUGUCCUCUUUUGGUGAAAGUGACCCUGCUCAGGACAUGUACCGACCCUAUGUGGUCAACGACAUCACCACAUUCUUCACACUGCUGGUUGGCAUCUACUUCCCCUCUGUCACUGGUAUUAUGGCUGGUUCUAACCGGUCAGGUGACUUGAGAGAUGCGCAGAAAUCCAUCCCUAUUGGAACCAUUCUUGCUAUCGCAACUACUUCCUUCAUCUACAUCUCCAGUGUGGUUUUGUUUGGUGCCUGUAUUGAGGGAGUCCUCCUUCGAGACAAGUUUGGUGACUCUGUGAAAGGGAACCUUGUUAUAGGCACUCUGUCCUGGCCCUCACCCUGGGUCAUUGUGAUUGGUUCAUUCUUCUCCUGCUGUGGGGCAGGUCUGCAGAGUUUGACCGGCGCCCCUCGUCUGCUGCAAGCUAUUGCACGCGAUGGCAUUGUCCCUUUCUUACAGGUGUUUGGUCAUGGGAAAGCUAAUGGAGAACCUACGUAUGCUCUGCUGCUGACUGCUGGGAUCUGUGAGAUUGGCAUCCUCAUCGCCUCAUUGGACUCCGUGGCUCCUAUUCUUUCCAUGUUUUUCCUCAUGUGCUACCUGUUCGUCAACUUGGCCUGCGCUCUUCAGACCCUGCUGAGAACGCCCAACUGGAGACCACGCUUCAAAUACUACCACUGGGCCCUGUCCUUCCUGGGAAUGAGCUUGUGUCUUGCCAUCAUGUUCAUUUCCUCCUGGUAUUAUGCUAUUAUUGCCGUGCUCAUCGCACUCUGCAUCUACAAGUAUAUCGAGUACAGAGGACCUCAGUUAUUGGUGCUUCUGAACCUGGAUUCAGAUCAAGCAGUCAAACACCCUCGUCUGCUGUCCUUCACCACUCAGCUGAAGGCGGGGAAAGGCCUGACGAUCGUGGGGAAUGUUAUAGAGGGAACCUACCUCACAAAGGAAGCUGAGGCCAAGAAGGCUGAGCAGAACAUCAAGGCUGUCAUGGCAGCCGAGCGUACCAAGGGCUUCUGUCAUGUUGUGGUGUCUUCGAACCUAAGAGAUGGCGUCUCUCACCUCAUCCAGGCUGCAGGGUUGGGAGGGAUGAAGCACAACACAGUCCUGAUGAGCUGGCCUGGAACGUGGAGGCAGGCCAAUGACCCGCAGUCAUGGAGAAACUUCAUAGAGACAGUCCGUGAGACCACAGCAGCCCAUCAGGCCUUACUUGUGGCUAAAAACGUGGACAGUUUUCCCACCAACCAAGACCGCCUGGGGGAGGGCACCAUUGAUGUGUGGUGGGUGGUUCAUGACGGAGGCAUGUUGAUGUUGCUGCCCUUCCUGCUGCGACAGCAUAAGGUGUGGAGAAAAUGUAAGAUGCGCAUCUUCACUGUAGCCCAGAUGGAYGACAACAGCAUUCAAAUGAAGAAAGACCUCCAGAUGUUCCUUUAUCACCUACGACUUGAUGCUGAGGUGGAAGUAGUAGAGAUGCAUGAUAAUGACAUCUCAGCCUUCACUUAUGAGAAAACGCUGGUGAUGGAGCAGAGGUCCCAAAUGCUGAAACAGAUGCACCUUUCCAAGACUGAGAGAGAAAGAGAGAUUCAGAGUAUCACCGACGAGUCGCGUAGCUCAAUCCGGAGGAAGAACCAGGACGCUGCCGAGAACUUGAACCUGAGCCGGCAGUCCUCAUCGAUGGAGGACAACCAGGAGGACGAGGCUCAGCUCAUCCAUGACAGGAACACGGCCUCUCAUGCCGCUGUAAAUGACAAGGCUGACACCACGCUCGAUCAGGUGCACAUGACCUGGACUAAAGACAAGCUCCUCACCGAGCGCAACCGCACCCGAGAGGCCAACGCCAGUGUGGCGGUCCGCGACCUCUUCAGCAUGAAACCAGAGUGGGAGAAUCUGAACCAGUCGAAUGUUCGCCGCAUGCACACAGCUGUCAAGCUGAACGAGGUGGUGGUCAACAAGUCCCAGGGGGCUCAUCUGGUCCUGCUCAAUAUGCCAGGACCACCAAAAAACAAAGGAGGAGACGAAAACUACAUGGAGUUCCUGGAGGUUCUSCUCGAGGGUCUCAACCGAGUCCUCCUGGUGCGAGGCGGUGGCAGAGAAGUGAUCACUAUCUACUUUUAAUUUUAUUUUUUWAAAAUCCUAUAACAAACUCCUCCUGUCCGUCACUGCACUCAUGGACAUGCUGCCAUGAAUACCAGUCACCAGGUAUUUUUUGGAGUGAAGAAACCCAAUUUUUAUUUUAUUUUUUUAAUGAAGGGUAGGGGUUCACCUGGGACUGACGGGUGGUCUGAAAGGAGUCAGAAGACAACGGUGUGACUGGCUGAAAAAUAAAAACUGAAACACGUGGAUGUGGGCCACAGAACCCCUACACAGGAAGACUGAGACACUUUAUUUGUCGUUUAACCUAAACGCUCUCAUCCGUCUUUAUGUUCUUUCCUUCAAGUGUUGAUGUCGUUCAGUUACUGGGUGUGAAGGUCAGCAGAGAAGAAGUGAAUGUCUUGAUUUGAAGCUUGUUGUCGGUACGUUCAGCUCUGGACCUGACAGAAACCUGCACCCGCCUGCAGAAUGGAUCGGAGGUGGGGAAACUGUUGUUUUCAGAGCCCGAAAGCAAAGCGGGUGUUUAUUUUUUAAUGUCAGUAACGUAACGCAAAUAGUUUCGACUUCUCUUUGUUAAUGUUUAAAUCCAAGAGCUGUUUGGCAGCAUACAUUAGUGAAUUAUUUCAAUAGAUUGGCUCCAAGAUUUACGUAUUUUAGAAUAGUUGGCAAUAACAACUGAUGUAAAAGGACAAUUUGACUUGAGGGAAUUGGUGUAUUUUUCUCCCCCCAUACUGUUAAAGCACUGUAAACUUUGCACAGUUUUAGCACUUAUUUGCUUGUGGGCUUUUACUUUUUGUUUUGAGCCACUAAGGACUCGUUUGUCAGCACCACUAAAUUCUUCCAGAAACCUAGAAGAAUGCAAAUAGCGAACGCUUCUUCUUCUUUUUUUUGUGUGUGUGUGUGUGUUUUUAUUGUUUUACUCAGCUAAAAUGUUUGGCUUUCAGUCCCAGACUACGUAGAUGAAUGGAUACGUAGGAGAAAAAAGGAAAAACAAAGUGCCAAAAUGACCACAAAGAAACUGUGGAAGUAUGAUUAUUGCAUCUCAUCGCAAAGCCAUAUUGAUUUUUAGAUGAUAUUUAAUCUUUGGAAACGUUUCAUCUAUUAGUUCUUUUUUUUAUUUAUUGAUGGCGCUGCUCAUUUCUGCCAGAGGAUUUAAAUUAAAUGUCUAAAUGAGGAAAGUGUUUUUUUUUUUUGUUUUGUUUUUUGUUGUUGUUUUGCGUUUCAGAGUGGCAGAGAGUCAGGGAUGUUGGAAAGAUAAGAGGAUGUCUGCCCUUUAUGUGUACCUCCACAGUUUCUUCUCCUGACUAGUUAUUCUGUUGUUGUUGUUGUUCUCUUUUUUUUUUUCAUAUUUUCCUGCUGUUCUGUGAGGACAAAUAUGGGCUUGUGAAAUUCAAUUAUGAAACGUGUCUGUUAUUGUUGCGUUCAGUUGUUGUUUGUUAUUGUUCUUUACUUUGUAGUGUUUGUAACGAUAUGACUGAUCUGUUAUUUGAAGUGUACAUUUCCAGUGUGAGUUUUACAAAAGGAGGAGGGGUUCUGUGCGACAACAGAGGUUGUCCAGUUUGCUCGUUUAUUGUUGUUUUCCUCCCAACCCACAAGUAACAACUGGAUCAUCAUUCAUCAUCUGGACUGAAACAAAUAGAUGGAGCCACCCGCUGAAAACUAACGGAGGGAAAUCUGUCAACACAUGAAGUUCAAUGUUACUGUUUAUUUCAUUUUUUUUUCUUAGCUACCAAAGAUAAAACAGGAGAUCUCCAUAAAAACCAAAAUCGUUUGAAUUGCAAAAGUGUGACAGUUGUAACAAAUGAUUCAAUAAAGAAGGUUCUUGUUGUUUUUAA
Molecule: messenger RNA, 5315 nt
Organism: Austrofundulus limnaeus
Lineage: Eukaryota; Metazoa; Chordata; Actinopteri; Cyprinodontiformes; Rivulidae
Gene: slc12a7b
Product: solute carrier family 12 member 7b
Biological process (GO): chemical synaptic transmission; chloride ion homeostasis; cell volume homeostasis
Cellular component (GO): plasma membrane
Molecular function (GO): potassium:chloride symporter activity
Source: RefSeq, a predicted model, not a curated record